Molecule: messenger RNA, 3084 nt
Organism: Aspergillus lentulus
Lineage: Eukaryota; Fungi; Ascomycota; Eurotiomycetes; Eurotiales; Aspergillaceae
Product: non-ribosomal peptide synthetase
Molecular function (GO): phosphopantetheine binding
Source: RefSeq, a predicted model, not a curated record
AUGGUAUCAAUGACUCCAUCAGAGUCCGAGUACGAUGUGGUCAUCUCUCGAGAUGAAGGACUGGGCCAACUCUUCUAUCAACGAAUGGUCGAGGACCCCUCCGCCGUGGCGAUUGUCGACGAACAAGGCCAGAGCCUGACAUACGAAGCUUUGCAUGAGAGGGCUAUCGAGCUGGCGCAGGUUCUAACCCGGGAAGCGUUCGAUGCGGAGGAACGAGUCGGCAUUGUCGUCCAGCAUGGACUCUGGGACGCCGUCACACAGGUGGCCACCAUCUACACGGGAGGGACGUGUGUCCCUCUUGAUCCUCUCUUGCCCGACCAGCAGAUUAUCGACCGACUGAAACGGUUAGGCACCCGGUACGUCCUCGUGGACGAGGUCAACAACAAGCGGAAUCUCCCCUUUGCCUUACUGCCUGUUGAGCUGCGACGUCAACAUUGCAAGUCAUUCAGUACGCAGCCGUCGCAUUUUCCCGUCCCAACGACCAUGGCCCAUUGUACACACCUGAUUCAUACCUCCGGAACGACCAGCGAGCCCAAAGCCGUACAGAUCGCGGCCCGCUCCAUCGCCCAUGUGGCGCAUCACACUCCCUAUGAACCCGUCCGCAAUUCUGACGUGGUGGGUCACGGCAAUAGCACCAGCUUCGAUGUGGCCUUGUUCGACAUCUGGGCUGCUCUCGUCCGCGGAGCUGCGAUUGGUGUGCUCAGCAAGCCCACCAUUCUGGAUAUUCCCGCCAUGGCAGCUGCUAUCCGCCAGCUGGGCAUCACCAUCAUGGCCAUUACCGCGCCCCUGGUCAAUCUGGCGGCAGCAACAUGUCCCACAACAUUUCAACCACUGCGGGUAGUCCUCAUGGGCGGCGAGGCGGUUAAUCUCCGCGCGAUGGAGGCGAUUCUCACCGCUGGGCCACCGGAACAUCUCAUGAACGCCUACGGGCCCACGGAAUGCUGUGUCUACUGUCUCACCCAUGAGAUUACAAAGGAUGAUGUGGAGGCAGGCAAAGUCAGCAUUGGCAAGCCCAUCGGCCGCAAUGUCUGCUGCGUGUGCGACGAGGAGGGUCGUCGCGUCCCCGACGGCGAACAGGGCGAGUUGCUGGUGGGCGGGCCCGGCGUGUCGCCGGGAUAUGUCAACCAGUCUGACAAGAGCACCAAGACCUUCAUCUAUGUUGCCGGGAUGGCCGAUCCCAGGACCGGUGAGCCGUACCGGAUGUAUCGCACUGGGGAUAUGGUGCGGCUUCGUCGCGACGGACAACAUGACUUUCUGGGUCGUCAGGAUCACCAGGUCAAGGUCCGCGGAUACCGGGUCGAGCUGGCGGCGGUUGAUGCCGCACUGAUGAAAACUGGCCACUUCUCCGAGGGGCUUGCUAUGCGAAUAGACUCGAAGGAGGACGGGGCAGGUGCGACGCUGGUGGCCUUUGUUGCCCUUCAGGCCAACGCUAGGCACAAUGCCGUGGCGGUCGCGACAAAGAAGCUUCGUGCGACAUUGCCGGAGUACAUGGUGCCGCAUAUUGAGGUCAUCCCAAGAAUGCCGCUGAAUGCACACGCAAAAGUGGAUCGCAGGAAGCUCGAGGAGAUGUAUCACCAGCGCCGCGAGAAGCAUCUUUGCGCUCUCCAUGGGAAGGCCAGGGAUAUGAGUACUCGUGACCACCUCGCCCAUCUCUGGGCCACCAUACUGGCCACCCCCGUUCCUGAAUAUGCAGACGGCGACGACUUUUUCGCCCUCGGCGGCACCUCCCUUCAAGCCUCAUUGCUCAUCAGUCGCAUCCGGCAGCAAUUCCGCACCGGGAUAUCUCUUCUCACGCUUUAUGAUCACUCGACACUGGGUCAGCUUGCCUCGGUCAUCGACCGCCACUGGGGAACUACCAUGGCAACUGUGCGCAAUGAGCGCUCCCUCUGGCUUGCAGACACCAAACUGGCAGAUGGCCUUCAGCUCCCGCUCGGGCCGGCCAUUGACUGGCGCCGGAAAACCGAAGGCCGCGUGUUCAUGACCGGCGCCACCGGGUUCGUCGGUUCGUUCUUGCUAGCCGAGCUGCUAAAGAUGCCUGACGUGCAUCAGGUAGGCUGCCUGGUGCGCGCCAUUGAUACCGCCACUGGCCUACAGCGCCUGCAAGACAGCCUACGCAAAUACAACCUCUGGCACGGCACGUUCCAGUCCAAGCUUCUCCCUCACUGCGGCUCGUUAGAAAACCACUGGCUCGGCCUUGGCGAGCAGCGCUUCCGCGAGAUUGCCAACUGGGCCAGUGUCAUCUUCCACCUCGGCGCGCGUGUCAAUUACACCCAGCCCUACUCCCUCCACCGUCCGGCCAACAUUCUCGGCACGCUCAAUGUCGUCCGUCUGGCCGCCACCGGCCGCCUUAAGGGUCUCCACUACUGUUCCAGCAUCUCCUGCUACGGUCCCACCGGGUUCGUGACUGGCGCAAAGAUCAUCUACGAAGACUCGCCUCUCCUCCCGCAUCUGGACGCCCUCCCCUACGACCACGGCUACGCGCAGAGCCAAUGGGCCGCCGACCAACUCCUCCAACGCCUCGUGGGCCGCGGAUUCCCCAUCGCUGUGUACCGCCCCGGCUUCGUGACAGGCGAUUACCGGACGGGAGCCUGCAACCCGGACGAUUUCUUCAGCCGGUUGAUCCGCGCCAGUCUCGACCUGGGGGCGUACCCGGCCCUCCCCAACCAGCGCAAGGAGUUCGUCCCGGUGGACUACGCCGUCACCGCCAUGCUGCACAUCUCCUCCAGCAUGUCAUCUCUCGGCCAUGCCUUCCAUCUCCUGCCGGAGCGGUCAGGGUCCGUCGACAUGGACGCGGUGAUGGAGUUGCUGGGCCAGGCGCGGGGCGUGAUGCUGCAGCGAGUCAGCUACAGUGAGUGGAUUGAGCGGCUCUCGGCGAGCGCGCAUGCGAGUCUCCAGCCGUUACUUCCUAUGCUGGCGGAGAAGGUGCACAAGGGCCUUACUCGGUGGGAAUUAUACGAGAAUAUGCCUACGUACGACGAUACCAACACGAGGCAGGCGUUGAAGACAUAUCCGGGGGGACUGCAGUGUCCGCCUUUUGACUGUGCAUUGAUGAAGAAGUAUCUUGAUUCUUUGUUUGUUUGUUAG